UUACUGAUUUUCAUACACACGCAUAAAUGGCGUAGGUUUUAUGUCCAUGAAAUAACGAUUGCCUGUUUGAUUGUUUUAAUCAUGGAUACGCCAGUAUUAACGAAACAACAACAAAGGCUAAGUUUGUCAGCCAAAAAAGGGCCUAUGAAAGGAUUGCGUAAUAUCCUAGCUCAACCACAUGACAAUUAUUGGCCUGUGUUAAAUGGGGAGGAUAAUGUUAAACUACAUUCUAUAUUGAUAGAUUUAUUUCCUGCAUUAAGGAGAUCGUCAUCAAGAGUGAAAAAGAAACAUAUAGAAAAUGAAGUAAACGAAAAGCCAGAAAUUAAGAAAUUAUUGCCUAACAAAGAUAUAUUAAAUUCAGUGGUCCUUGGUAUUAAUACUGUUACACGUUCAUUAGAAAGAAACAUAGCAUGUUGUGUUCUAUUGGAUGCUGACGUAGAACCACCAUUUUUAAUAAAGCAUAUUAUUAUGAUGGCACAGAUGAAAAAAGUACCAUUUCUUCUUGUACCUUCUUUUAAAAUUCUUACAUUAGAGAAUAUUGGAUUUAAAUGUUCUGCAUUUGCUUUGAAGAAAGUGGCAUUAUCUUUAGAUCAUCAUUUUUAUACAUUGUACAAUAAUGUAUUACAAAUAUCUAAAAAUUAUCCUGCAUCAAGACAGUCUUUACAAAUAUUCCCUCCUGAUGAAAUUUUAGAUUGUACAAUAUCCGAUGUCAAUGAAGUAAAUGAUAAUGUACCUAAAGAAAAUACUUUUGAGGUUAACAAAGUAUUUAUCCUAGAUGAAAAUGUAUAUAAGUUUAGAUCAUCGCGCAAAGAAAGAAUAUUUAUUCCAUCAAAUGCAAUCUGUAAUACUGAUAACAUUCAAGAGGAAAAUAUUGAAUUUAUUUCCAUAGCCAAUGUCAGUCUUAAUGAUAAUGAUAAAGAUAUAUCAAGUUUAGAAACUACAAGGUAUUUUAAUCUUUCCUUAGAAAAUGAUGAUAAAUCUAAUAAUGUAAUAAAAAAGAAAAGAAAUGAUACAAAUAAUGUUGAAAAUAACCCUGACAAGAAGAAAUCUAAUGAUAUUAUAUAUUUACCCUUGAAAGUAAAACAAUUACGAGGAAAUAGUAAUAGAAUGAAAGCUACUAAAGUUCCUAAAAAUAAAAGAUAUAAUCUACAUAAAUAAAUAACUGAUUAUAAUAAUUAUAAUA
Vespa mandarinia (Asian giant hornet) is the source of this 1183-nucleotide messenger RNA. RefSeq lists its product as uncharacterized. Gene Ontology annotation, molecular function: ribonuclease P RNA binding; ribonuclease P activity. Gene Ontology annotation, biological process: tRNA 5'-leader removal. Gene Ontology annotation, cellular component: ribonuclease MRP complex; nucleolar ribonuclease P complex; fibrillar center. NCBI's taxonomy places the organism in Eukaryota, Metazoa, Arthropoda, Insecta, Hymenoptera, Vespidae. The record is from RefSeq and is a predicted model, not a curated record.